This is a messenger RNA of Aspergillus chevalieri, 1170 nucleotides long. Its product is annotated as replication factor C subunit 2. Gene Ontology annotation, cellular component: DNA replication factor C complex; nucleus. Gene Ontology annotation, biological process: DNA-templated DNA replication; DNA repair. The coding region runs from base 1 to 1170 and encodes 389 amino acids. The record is from RefSeq and is a predicted model, not a curated record. Gene Ontology annotation, molecular function: DNA binding; ATP binding; DNA clamp loader activity. NCBI's taxonomy places the organism in Eukaryota, Fungi, Ascomycota, Eurotiomycetes, Eurotiales, Aspergillaceae. The transcript is spliced from 4 exons.
AUGGCUGCCAACUUCUUCAACAACAAAGCCCGCGCAGCGGCCGCAGCCGCAUCGAGCAGUACCAAGCAGAAGCCAACAGAUCCGAGAGAGGAGCAGCUCCAGCCAUGGGUUGAGAAAUACCGACCAAAGACACUAGACGAUGUCGCUGCGCAAGACCACACGACGAAAGUGCUGUCACGGACAUUAAACGCUUCUAAUCUCCCCCAUAUGCUCUUCUACGGACCCCCAGGAACCGGAAAGACAUCUACCAUCCUCGCCCUCGCAAAAUCCCUCUUCGGUCCCGCCCUCUACCGCUCUCGUAUCCUCGAACUAAACGCCUCCGACGAACGAGGUAUCGGCAUCGUUCGUGAAAAGGUCAAGGGCUUUGCCCGGACACAACUCGUGCAGCCCACAGGCCUAGACGCAGAGUACCUCUCCAAGCACCCCUGCCCGCCGUUCAAGAUUAUCAUCCUCGAUGAAGCAGAUAGCAUGACACAAGAUGCGCAAUCGGCUCUCCGCCGGACGAUGGAACAGUACAGUCGAAUCACCCGUUUUUGUCUGGUCUGUAAUUAUGUCACCCGAAUUAUCGAGCCGCUGGCAAGUCGAUGCAGCAAGUUCCGAUUCAAGGCGUUGGAUAACAGCGCUGCGGGGACAAGAUUGGGGUAUAUUGCCGAGAAGGAGGGAUUGAAUCUUGAAAAUGGGGUAGUUGAUAGGUUGAUUACUUGUGGGGAGGGAGAUUUGCGACGCUCUAUCACUUAUAUGCAGAGUGCUGCUCGGUUGGUAGGGGCACAUCGGGCGGCUGGCAAGAAGGACGGGGAUGAAGAUUCAGAGAUGACAGAUGACAACUCGAAAAUUAUCACCGUGAGGAUGGUGGAGGAGAUUGCGGGAGUUAUCCCGGAGGAUGUGUUGGACAGCUUGACUCAGGCUAUACAGCCGAAGAAGAUUGGUUCAUCGUACGGGGCUGUUUCUGCUGUUAUCACGGAUAUUGUUGCGGAUGGGUGGAGUGCAGCUCAGUUGUUGACGCAGUUUUAUCGACGAGUUGUCUAUAACGACGCUAUACCGGAUAUCCAGAAGAACAAGAUCGUCACGGCCUUCUCUGAAAUGGAUAAACGUCUGGCGGACGGUGCAGAUGAGCAUCUUUCGAUUUUGGAUCUGGCGCUUCAGAUCUCCGGGAUCCUUGGUGGUUCAUAG